AAAAUGACGGCUCUUUCAACGGCUCGUGGCUUCAGUAGAGUCUGGUGUCUGUCUGGCACCGCCGUCAGUCAGUGCUGCACACUGGCGCGUCUCCCACAGCCAUCCUUUCCAGGAAGCUGGCUGAGCCCCAAGACCUCAGGGACCAUGGGCGGGGAGCUGGUGACUGGCCUGGGGGCCCUGCGACGGAGAAAACGCCUGCUGGAGCAAGAGAAGAGGGUGGCCGGCUGGGCACUGGUGCUGGCGGGAACUGGCAUCGGACUCAUGGUGCUGCACGCUGAGAUGUUGUGGUUCCUGGGUUGCAAGUGGGUGCUGUACCUGCUCUUAGUUAAGUGCUUGAUCACCCUGUCCACUGUCUUCCUCCUCUGCCUCAUUGUGGCCUUCCAUGCCAAGGAGGUGCAGCUGUUCAUGACCGACAACGGGCUCCGGGAUUGGAGGGUGGCGCUAACCCGGCGGCAAGUGGCGCAGAUCCUGCUGGAGUUGCUGGUGUGCGGGGUGCACCCGGUGCCCCUGAGGAGCCCGCACUGCGUCCUGGCCGGGGAGGCCACCGACGCGCAGCCCUGGCCGAGCUUCCUGGGCGAAGGGGAGGCGCUGCUGUCCCUGGCCAUGCUGCUCCGUCUCUACCUGGUGCCCCGCGCGGUGCUGCUGCGCAGCGGCGUCCUGCUCAACGCCUCCUACCGCAGCAUCGGGGCGCUCAACCAAGUUCGCUUCCGCCACUGGUUCGUGGCCAAGCUCUACAUGAACACGCACCCGGGUCGCCUGCUGCUGGGCCUCACGCUCGGCCUGUGGCUCACCACAGCUUGGGUGCUGUCUGUGGCUGAGAGGCAGGCUGUCAAUGCCACCGGGCACCUCACAGACACGCUGUGGCUGAUACCCAUCACAUUCCUGACCAUUGGCUAUGGGGACGUGGUACCUGGCACCAUUUGGGGCAAGAUCGUCUGCUUGUGCACUGGAGUCAUGGGGGUCUGUUGCACUGCCUUGCUAGUGGCUGUGGUGGCCCGGAAGCUGGAGUUUAACAAGGCGGAAAAACACGUGCACAACUUCAUGAUGGAUAUACAUUAUGCCAAAGAGAUGAAGGAGUCAGCAGCACGCCUCCUGCAGGAAGCCUGGAUGUACUACAAGCACACUCGCAGGAAGGACUCCCGAGCUGCCAGGAGGCAUCAGCGCAAGUUGCUGUCCGCCAUCUACACGUUCCGCCAGGUACGGCUGAAACACCGGAAGCUCCGGGAACAAGUGAAUUCCAUGGUGGACAUCUCCAAGAUGCACAUGAUCCUGUGCGACCUGCAGCUGGGUCUCAACACCUCGCACCGGGCCCUGGAGAAGAGAAUCGACGGGCUGGCAGGCAAGCUGGAUGCCCUGACCGAGCUGCUGGGCACUGCCCUGCAGCAACAGCAGCUACCAGAACCCAGGCAGGAGGCCACGUAGCUGCACCCACGGAAGAAGAAUCAGGCUAUGCACCCCAGGACUGACCUCAACAACAUCCUCCCUAUCACUUCGGACCGAGUCCCAUGAAUAAAGCACUUCAAGAUGCUAGGACCAAAGCGGGCCCACGCUGAGAUGCGUGGACUCUCUGGUGGUAGCGGCUUGGAUCUCCAACCAUGAUGGGAUCAUGGCCACCACCUCACACAUGCGCUCAGCAGAAGCCUUCUUGCUGUGCUGCUGUUCAUGAACUCUCAAGCUCUGUCAGAGGUGAAGGUGCCUAGAGCUAGACUACAGGUUCCUGGGGAGAGAGGCAACUGGUAGCCUGGGGUCCAGGAUGCUGGGAAGCUUCAGUUAACGGAGGGCUGGCCUCGCUGAAGGAACCAGGUCCGAGAGGCAGGAGCCGGUGCCCCCUGGUGGACGCCAUGGAAGACGCCGCUUUCCCGGAAGGCAGAGACGUCUGCUGGGAGGAGGGCUGUGGCUGCCGCUCACCUGUCCACUGUCACACUUUGUAAUAAAUGGUAAACAAAG
Alexandromys fortis (reed vole) is the source of this 1947-nucleotide messenger RNA. RefSeq names its product potassium calcium-activated channel subfamily N member 4 (gene Kcnn4). The transcript is spliced from 10 exons. Gene Ontology annotation, cellular component: plasma membrane; neuron projection; neuronal cell body. Gene Ontology annotation, molecular function: small conductance calcium-activated potassium channel activity; intermediate conductance calcium-activated potassium channel activity; calmodulin binding. The coding region runs from base 4 to 1422 and encodes 472 amino acids. NCBI's taxonomy places the organism in Eukaryota, Metazoa, Chordata, Mammalia, Rodentia, Cricetidae. Gene Ontology annotation, biological process: potassium ion transmembrane transport. The record is from RefSeq and is a predicted model, not a curated record.